Messenger RNA from Hirsutella rhossiliensis, 1308 nucleotides. RefSeq lists its product as uncharacterized. The record is from RefSeq and is a predicted model, not a curated record. The coding region runs from base 1 to 1308 and encodes 435 amino acids. The transcript has 2 exons. Lineage: Eukaryota; Fungi; Ascomycota; Sordariomycetes; Hypocreales; Ophiocordycipitaceae.
AUGCCUGAGGUUCGGCGCGGCAGCUCGAGAGGGCACUCCGACUCGGCCCUCUCGAGCAGCACCGCCUCAAGACCGGGUGCCAUCACGCCCGCCAUCACCGUCAGCAGCACCUACGAGAAUGACAUCCACAACAAAGACGGCGCUGCUGCCAAUGGAGUCGCAUCGCGGGCCGCCAGCGAUGGCCAGCUGCCCACGCAAGCCUCCAUCUCGGCCCCGGGCGUCGUGGAUGCGCCUUCUCAUCAACGCCGUCCACACCCGCCCACCGGCAACCCGGAAUCCCGCCGCAGCCUGUCGUAUGCGCUGCGCCCGCAGGCCGAGGCCUACUACGACUCCCGCGCCGCCACCCGCACCGAGUGGAGGCGCCGGGCAAAGACGCUCGACGAGUACUACGACGACAACCGCCAUCUGCUGCCCCAGCUGCCCUUUACCUGGCACCACGGUCGGCGGCGCUGGCGCCUCUUCUUCUUCGCCUUCUUCGUCUUCGUCGACGCCUCGGCCGUGCCUAUUGCCCUCUACUACGGCAUGCACUACGCCGGCGAUGUCGAAAACUGGAUCAUCUUUGCCGUCGUCACCACCAUCUGGGGCGGGCCCACCUACCUCGAGUUCGCCGUCCGCACCUUGCGCCUCAUAAAACGCGAGCGCUUCUUCCGGCCCCUCGGCACCGAGAGUCGCUGGUGCUUCGACAUGCUCAACUGGACCUCGAUCCUCACAAUCACCGCCGUUACCGCCCUCUUCAUCGUCGGCAGCGCCCCGCACAUUGUCUGGCUCAGGGUCCUGUGCAUGCCCGCACCCGCCAUCCUCUACUGCCUCGGCGGCGUGCUGUUCUUGGUGACGCUCUUCCACCAGAUGGCAUGGCCGGCCCCGUUUCGCAUCAGCUCCACGGCCAAGGGCGAAAAGGUCCUACCGGGCGCCUACUACUUUGUCGAGGACGUCGUCGCCGUUAACGCUGGCGCGGGCCGCCCCUAUCGCGAAGCCCUCGCCGCGAGGUACAAGGCCAGCCCCCGCUUCCGGCGGAUGCUGUACGUGCAGAGCCUCUUCUGGUCGAUCCCGGCGCUCCUGCUUGCCGCGGCGCUCACGGUCGUGGCCGUGAUACCGCCCGUGCCGGCGACGGGCGCGUACGGCGUGUGCUGGGCGGUGCCGUUCCUGUGGACGGGCCUUUGGGGCGGCAUCACCGUGUGGUGGUGCAAGAAGGAGAUGGUGCGGGAGAGGCUCGAGUGGGAAGCCGACAGCGGCGUGGUGAGCAAGGGCGGCGCGCACAGGCCCGAGGCGGGACAGGCGGAGACGGCGGCGCCGGUCCCGUCGUCAUGA